GAUGAAUGUGUUGAGUUCACCCAUGACCCAAUGGCCAUAACUGACAGAACCACAAUGGCUGGCCCUAAUGACUGGUUACAGUUCUACCGGCGAAACCUCACCGGAGAAGAACAACCGCCGUCGUCUCCACCAUCAUCAUCAUCAUCAGCAAUGUUCAGUGGAGUCUCCGACUCCCCUGUUGUCACUUCAGUAACAACUCCGGGAACCGGGAAUUCCAUGGCUAGUACUAGCAGCGUUCAAUUGAACCCGGAAGGUCGGCGAGUCGCGAAACCGAACCGGAGACGUUCCCGGGCUUCUCGUAGAGCUCCUACUACGCUUCUCAACACAGACACCACCAACUUCCGUGCCAUGGUUCAGCAAUUCACUGGAGUUCCUAGUACACCCUUCACUACUGGUCCAACCAAUUUCAAUUUUGCACCAGCUACAAUAACUGCACCUGGGUACCAUCUUCAACAACAACAACACCAGCAGCAACAACCCCAACAGCAAUUCCAACAACAACAACACCAGCAGCAGCAGCAGCAGCAACAGCAAUUCCAACAGCAACAGUUGCAGUAUAUGCUCUCAAUGAAUAACACUACAAGUGAUGUUUUUCGUCAGAGAUUCAGCGAUGGCAAUCAAUGAUGAAGAUCUCUAGU
Telopea speciosissima is the source of this 638-nucleotide messenger RNA. Its product is annotated as VQ motif-containing protein 22-like. The transcript has a single exon. The record is from RefSeq and is a predicted model, not a curated record. Bases 31 to 624 code for a protein of 197 amino acids. NCBI's taxonomy places the organism in Eukaryota, Viridiplantae, Streptophyta, Magnoliopsida, Proteales, Proteaceae.